This is a messenger RNA of Aspergillus tanneri, 1590 nucleotides long. RefSeq lists its product as uncharacterized. Lineage: Eukaryota; Fungi; Ascomycota; Eurotiomycetes; Eurotiales; Aspergillaceae. The record is from RefSeq and is a predicted model, not a curated record. The transcript has 2 exons. The coding region runs from base 1 to 1590 and encodes 529 amino acids.
AUGAUAGGUUACUUUGAGGUGUUUGGCGGACACAAAGAUUCUCGUCAGCGGCAAGGGACCAUUGACAUUUGCUGCGACUUGUUAAAUUCUGGGGGCUUCAUGACGGUUAUGGCCCUCGAUUCUAGACAUAUACCGAAUUUUUUUGAUCUUUCAUACCAUUUAUGCCGAGGAGAUGGCCGUAUGAACGAUCAUAUCUAUGAAGAUUAUAGUAUACAGCUUAUUUGGCAACUUGCCGAUGAGAAAGAAGUUCAAGAUAUUGAUCUUCCAGAGGAGCUACUUCCUCUUGUGUAUAGGUCAAAGAGCCACCUGAUUUCUCUUCUGAGAAAGGGUGUCGAUUUGCAAAAUUGGGUUGCUUCGUAUACACAAUGGCCUACCGGACUGGCUUUGCUGUUUGAAUCUGGCUAUACGCCAACCUACAGUUGUAUUAGAGAAGCGUGCGAAGUGAAUUGCGAGGAGAGUAUCAAGCUCUUGAUCAAUACACAAAGAUGCUAUAUCGGACCAAUUGAACUGCAGAUUGCCUGCAGUCACCAUAAUGGAACGAUUAUGGAACUGAUAGUGAACGCACUCGUUGGCCGCAGGAAACGGCUACAAACUCUUGCGGAGACUCACUUGCCGGACGAAGUGAAUUCAGAACUGGGUAGUAGUCCCAGUACUCUAAUGAGUCUUCAAGCCUACAGGGCCUAUCAACUUCUUAAGGCAAGCUCUGUUCAUGUAGACAAUGUUGAAGAGACAACCCGAUGGUCCGUAUAUGACUAUAUUGGGGUUAAUCUCAAGUCAGCAGACUUACUUUGGAAUUCCGGGUUUCAAGACGUGGAUGAGCUGUAUGGCAAUGAAAAAACCUGUCUGAUGGGAUUGUGGUGGAAUUCGCCGCCCUGCAGCCUUAACGCCUUUUUGGAGAAAGCAAACUGGCUCAUUAACAAAGGUGCGAAUAUAAAUCGCAAAAGCAGGGAUCUCACGGCUGUGCACUUCUUAGGACAUGAUGUGGGAAAGCUUCUGCAUUCAAUCAAUGAUUCUGAAGAUGUUUCUCUGCAAGUGCGCGAUCUAAGUCAGGAUUCCAUCGGCCUGAUGCUCAGGAUAUUCUCCGACGAUACUCGAGAUGAUUGCUGCUGUCCCUGUUCUUCAGCUGGUUGCAUAGGACUUACGGCAUUUUUGCGCGGACUUUUUCCGACACGAUCUGGUCGAGACUUGGAAGAGCUCGUACACAGGCUUGCUAUGGUGAUUGAAUGCCUUGCAGUCUCACUUGAGCCAGAAAAUCAAGAACGCCUCAUCAAGCUAAUUGCUCCUUGCGUCCUCCGGUUUAUCACCUAUCAAAGUUUGAAUAUCUCUCAUACUUGCACCCAUGAGUAUUACAGAGGAAUAGACGCAGAGGAGAUCGAGGAGAUUCACGACGAGGAAAGAUUUCUGAUACUGGAGCUGGAUGACCUGCUGGCUGAAUUUCUCGCAAAAUUUAAGAGCCCUGGCCUCUCGUUUCCGGACUACUUGAUAAGGAGUUGGUGGGUGCGCAUGAACAAGAUUCGCUUAUCUUGCGGGCCACCCAGUGAAAAGGAAAUAAAUCAAGUUCUUGAGACUGGAGUGGUUCUCCAUGGAUAA